UAAAAAUCGAGACCCUUGGUCUAAAACUGAUAUAUUUCACUUCUGAUUCAGAGUAAGGUAAGUAACGGGUUUCGGGUUGCUCGAGUUGCCACGGGUUGCUCGAGUUGCUGAGGUGAAGGGCUUCCCACCCUGGAACGAGUUGCAACGAGUUGCCAGAAGAAGCCCGGCCCAUCGAAAUGGGCGAAGCGGGGCGGGUGUGGGCGCAGAAGUGCUAGCUCGGCAUGCUGGGGGCCGUCUUCGGGACCUACUUCGCAAAAGAAGGCGGGGGAGGCGCUGCCCCCUUCUGUUUGGGGAUGAUAUUGGCGCGCAGCUCCCCACUCGGUGGCGCCGCGCAAGUGCUUCGCCGCCCCUUGUGGUGCGGGUGCAGCGCUUCGAGUCGGGGCCGGGUUUUCGCCCCGCUGUGUUGCGGUGUGGGUGGCGAGUUCUUGCCGGGUUGGGUUUGUAGCCGGCUUGCGGCUGAAGGAUGCGGCGGCAACAUAGAGGAAAAUGCGGCGAAGGCUAAUGUGGGGGCGGGUAGCGGUGGGCUUGGUUUCAAACUGGUGCGCAGCUGGGCGGGCUGCUGUGGUACAUGCCACACCCCCAAGGGCGCCCGCGUCGGGUUUUUUGCAAUCAGCUGACUGCCCCCACUUGGUUGUCUUCCCGUUGUGGAUGCCCCUCCUACCAGCCUGGUGAAGCGUUCUUGAUCUCUACUUCAAGACCUCGGCAAGGGUGCGCCCGCAGGGCGCAGCGAAAUAAUUCCCAUGGGCAACCCGAGCAACUCGAGCAACCCGAGAAACUCGACCCGAUAUGGGUCAGGAAAAGCCUAAUUCUAUUAUAAUUGUAAUAGCUUUAUUCUUGACAGCACGACUGCGGUCGGCUUAACUGAAAUCACCGGCUACUUACUACUGCGUAGUAGAAGUAGUGUAGUCUCUUGUUAUUUUAGAGAAGGUUUUACUGUCAAUCAAUCAAGCAAUCAAUCAAUCAGAACAAUAGGAGACAGUGCGACGUAGAAGGUGACCUACUAGAACAGCAUAGUUCUACCCAUCCGUAGGAAGCACUAAUGGACACUAUCCAUAUCGAUAAUAUCGUAGGAUUCCAUUAUUUGACCACACUAUCAUGCGCACGUGAUGAAUUGCGACCACAAACUGCAUCUGGACUUUGUACAAAAGCCCGCAAAGCCCCGCGAUUGGGUAGUACAUGAAUGAAUGAGUCGUCCUCAUCUAAUGAUGAAUUAUAUCCAUGUGUCGAGGCUUGAUGAUAUUUCAACAUAGACUUCUUGAAGAGAAAGAGUUGUUCUUGCAGCAUACUUAUACCAU
This is a messenger RNA of Amoebophrya sp. A25, 1295 nucleotides long. NCBI's taxonomy places the organism in Eukaryota, Dinophyceae, Syndiniales, Amoebophryaceae. The record is from the annotation of a GenBank genome assembly.